AUGGGCGCCCCGUGGCUGCAGGAGGACGAGCAGCUCGCGCACGAGCACGUGGAGCAGCCGCAAGACGCGCACUUGGCGGCGCAGGUGCAGGUGCCGCUCGCGCAGCCGCAGUUGGAAUCGCAGGAGCAGGCCAUGAUGGGUUGUCGGUGUUGUUGAAGG
Messenger RNA from Micromonas commoda, 159 nucleotides. RefSeq lists its product with no specific name. Bases 1 to 156 code for a protein of 51 amino acids. The record is from RefSeq and is a predicted model, not a curated record. NCBI's taxonomy places the organism in Eukaryota, Viridiplantae, Chlorophyta, Mamiellophyceae, Mamiellales, Mamiellaceae. The transcript has 2 exons.